Molecule: messenger RNA, 1069 nt
Organism: Paramecium octaurelia
Lineage: Eukaryota; Ciliophora; Oligohymenophorea; Peniculida; Parameciidae
Source: the annotation of a GenBank genome assembly
AAAAUCUUUAAUUAUUAAUGGAUAUCGAUCGACACAUAUCAUCACUUCUUACGGGAGGAUGUCUUCCAGAAAGAGAUCUCAAACUGGUCUGCGAACGAGCCAAGGAGAUCUUCCUUGAGGAAUCAAAUGUUUAGCCUGUCAGAGCACCAGUCAAUGUGUGUGGUGACAUUCAUGGUAAGGAAUACAUUAAUAUAUGCAAGGUUAAUUUUACGACUUGCAAGCUUUGAUUAAAGAAGGUGGUGAUAUUCCUGAACAUAACUACAUCUUCAUUGGAGACUUCGUUGACAGAGGAUACAAUAGUGUUGAAACUAUGGAGUAUCUACUAUGUCUUAAAGGUAAUUGCACAUUGCAUUGAUGAUUAGUCAAGUAUCCAGGAAACAUAGUGCUAUUAAGAGGAAAUCAUGAAUCGAGACAAUGCACUUAGGUUUAUGGAUUCUAUGAAGAGAUCUUGAGAAAGUAUGGAAAUAGCAGUCCAUGGAGAUUGUUUAUGGAUGUUUUUGAUUGUUUGCCCUUGGCUGCGUUGAUAGAAGGCUAAAUAUUGUGUGUUCAUGGAGGUUUGUCUCCAGAUAUGAGAACAGUUGAUCAAAUAAGAACAAUAGAUAGAAAAGUAAAACAACAUUUGAAUUUUAGGUUGAAAUCCCACAUGAGGGUCCAUUCUGUGACUUGAUGUGGUCAGAUCCAGAAGAAGUUGAAUACUGGGCUGUGAAUUCAAGAGGAGCAGGAUAUUUAUUUGGAGCCUAAGUGACAAAGGAGUUUUGCAGAUUGAAUGAUCUGAGUUUAAUUUGCAGAGCCCAUUAAUUGGUGAUGGAAGGAUACAAAUAUUGGUUCCCUGUAAUCAUUACAAUUAAUUUAGGAUUAAAAUUUGGUUACAGUGUGGUCAGCCCCAAAUUAUUGUUAUAGAUGUGGAAACAUUGCUUCCAUUCUUUGUUUGGACAAUUAAUUGUAAUCUAAUUGGAAAACAUUCAGAGAGGUACCAGAAAGCGGUAAAAGCAUUAAUCCAAAGAAUGUUCUUCCUUAUUUCUUAUGAAAUAUUGUAUUUAAAUAAAUGCAUAUAUAAUUUUGAGUCAAC